Postia placenta MAD-698-R-SB12 is the source of this 2076-nucleotide messenger RNA. RefSeq lists its product as hypothetical. The transcript has 5 exons. The coding region runs from base 1 to 2076 and encodes 691 amino acids. NCBI's taxonomy places the organism in Eukaryota, Fungi, Basidiomycota, Agaricomycetes, Polyporales, Adustoporiaceae. The record is from RefSeq and is a predicted model, not a curated record.
AUGGCGGGGGCAAACUAUAUGGGUGGCAAGCGAAAUGCUGCCAAAGCUCGAGCGAAGGACAGUAUAGGAAAUGCACAGAGGUCCUUUUUCGGCAAGCAGAAACUUGGUAUCCUCACCAAAGGGCUCAGCAAGUCGUACAACCGAAACAGCGGAGAAAACGCAGUUCCCAGCAGCCGAGGGUUACCGGAGAUCUCUCUCGCUCAUGCUCAUCGCGACCUGUCUUCCAGGAUGGAACCUGGAGUUAUUGGUCUGUCUACACCACGCAAACACGGGCAGACACGUCCAGUCAAACCCCAGGAGGAUACUUCAAGUUCUGGUCCGCGAGGCAAGUCAUCCGGUAGUCGUUCCAAGAUCUUACGUGCAUUGGACAUGUCCGAACCCAUCUUCAUGAAGGCCGAGAUGGAGCGCAUUUGUAAUAUUCCUAACCUCGCCGGCCUCGCGCCGGACGCGGAAAGGUGUUUCGAAACCAAGUCGAUCGCGCAGGUUAACUUGCGUACGCCAUCCUCGCCGACCGAACCCGACUGGAACGACUCGAUGUCCCCCUCGUACGAAGGGCCUGGAUCGCCAAGUCAAGAACUAUAUAAAUAUGAUGGCCGUGAGCUUCCUGGACCCUUGGGCUCUCCAGAUUUUGGGAAGCUGGCCUACACUGAACUGGACUUCGAGCCCAUGCCUCUGGAUAGCAGCCCAUUCGACGACUCUGGCUUCGUCGAGUUAAACGUUACCCCGAACGCGCACAGCACUUCAAGUCGCAGCUGGAUCCCUCUUGCAGAACCCCAGUCUACGAGGUGGUCGUUUUACGAUCACACUGAUCGCUCCAGCUUGCCCGAGCCACGUACUCCAGAGAGGAAAGAUGACCUCGUGGAUAUUGAGCGGCAUGCCGAUGGAACUCAGGACAGCUCGAUGCUUGGGUACCACGGCUCUAUCUCUAGCUCGAUCAGUCGCUCUGCCGUGUCUGUAACAAUCCCUUGGGCUGCGUCAAGUCCAUCUCGCCUGGAACUGCCUCCGCCCCUCCUCCUGGGAAAGUUUUCCUCACCUCAGCAGAAGGAUUCUGAUGCUGCCGAGAGCGAAUGCUUGUUCAUGUCUGCCCCUUGUGCUUCUAUGUCUCGUCCCGGCCAUGCACGUUCUUCGACCGCUGCUUCUGAGUUGUCGAUGUCGCUGGAGCCUGGCUCUCUGACAACUUCUGAGGCUCCUGCCUAUGCCUCUGACUGCUCUGACUGCUCCGCAUCUCGUUCGCCAUCUCCUGGUCUUGGCAUGCAACGUUAUUUAUCCAUCGCUGUGCCCACAAGCCUUUUCGCUGUGGACCCCAUGCCUCAAGACAUGGAAGAAGAAAGUCUCCACGACGCGCUGGGCGGCCAGCUGUUCGACGGUGCUGAUCCUUGGCGGGCUCUUGAUACUGUGCUGGAUCUGAAGACCCCUCGCUCGGCAGCCGGCGCCUCGCCCCUGUCUCCUCGGACGCCGCAACGAUCAGACGCGUCGACGAACGUGUAUGGACUCUCCUCAAAAGUGGACUUCGAUUGCACAGGAGGAUCAUCGGAUGUGAAACUCUUCGAGGGGCCGGGACUACUGCCUGUCUCUCAACAUUUGAUUGGCGCGCUAGAGCACGUUUGCGCGGAGGAUGUGCACUGGACACAGACUACUCUAUCGGAAGAUGCUUGUCUAGUCCAGACUACUCAGGCAGAUGCAGACGUCGAACAAGAAGAGACUGACGACUCCUUUUGCUUACUCCUCACGAACAGUUCUCCCGUGAGCAUGUCGACGAAGCAUCUCCCAUCUUGUCCUGUGUCCGAACAGACAAAGCCCGCUGUUGAAUGCGCCACUUCACAUAUGGAAGGCCGGGAGACUACUGCCAUACGCACAAAUUCGGUGGUCGCCGCAAAGCCUUCCCGCCUUGGUUUCGAGUCAAGUGGCCCCGUGGAAGCCAACGCAAACGUUCCGAGAGUACUGUGUUCCCCAGAACCACCCAAGUUUGACGACCACGUUUCGCAAGGCGGGCCUCCGACAUCGCGUCCGUCGGUGCCAGUGGACAUAGAAGGACCUUGUCUCUUUGCCGACGACAUUCCUUCCGAAGACGACUGA